Messenger RNA from Danaus plexippus (monarch butterfly), 2267 nucleotides. It is a transcript of the gene nhr, whose product is annotated as nuclear receptor subfamily 2 group C member 2-like. Gene Ontology annotation, molecular function: zinc ion binding; RNA polymerase II cis-regulatory region sequence-specific DNA binding; nuclear receptor activity. Gene Ontology annotation, biological process: cell differentiation; regulation of transcription by RNA polymerase II; anatomical structure development. Lineage: Eukaryota; Metazoa; Arthropoda; Insecta; Lepidoptera; Nymphalidae. The coding region runs from base 201 to 1607 and encodes 468 amino acids. The transcript has 11 exons. The record is from RefSeq and is a predicted model, not a curated record.
UAUAAUCUGUAUGACAGUGUUUGUGAAACAUUCUUUUCCUACACAUAUGUAACGUGUUUAUAAAUUAAGCUUUAUUUACGCUUUCUUUUCUCAUUAUUAAACGAACUGUUCCUUUACGAAGUAUGAUUGUAAAUCUCAAUGUUUCAUACGUCCUCUAGAUAAUUAAAACCUAAUUAAUCAGAGUUCAUGGUAAACUGGUUAUGGAGGCCCAGGAUCAAAUGGAGAUCAAGUACAGCGGCAAUGAAGUCGGGGGAUUGGAGUUGUGUAUUGUGUGUGGGGACAGAGCCAGCGGUAGACACUAUGGAGCUAUAAGUUGUGAAGGCUGUAAGGGAUUCUUCAAGCGUUCCAUCCGCAAGAAGUUAGGAUAUCAAUGCCGAGGCAGCAUGAACUGUGAGGUGACGAAGCACCAUCGUAACCGAUGUCAAUACUGCCGCUUGCAGAAGUGUCUCGCCUGCGGAAUGAGAAGUGACUCGGUUCAACAUGAGCGGAAGCCUAUCGUUGAUAAGUCCAAAGAGGAACGAACUGCGUACUCCAAACUGCUGGGACUGGCCGGCAGCGCUCAGUCACAGAUAAAUCCUAAGGACGAGCCUUCAGAUACAUUCAGCGCUGUGUCCCCAGCUGCCCCAGCUCUUAACUUCGCGCUGGCUGCAGCUGUAGCUUUCAAUAAAGGAAAUCCAGUGUCUCCGUACCUGUCGGGAGGAGACGCCGAGGGAGCGAGGCGACAUCAGCUGAUGCUGCAGACACACCUGGCCAAGAACCUGUUCAAGAUGGGGCAGUUCGGUGCAAUUAACGAGUAUCUCCAGACGGCGUACGGCGCCACCCCGGCCGAGGUGAACCUCAACGCGGUGCACGCCGACGACGCACAGAACGACGAGGAGGGCGUGAUCCUGAACACAGCGCAGAGCCUGAGCCUGCCGCUGUCCCUGCCGGCGGGCGCGGGCGGACCGCUCCGUCUGCACGCUGCCUGCGAGGCCGCCGCCCGUCUGCUGGCAGCCUGCGUGCGGUGGACGCUCAGCGUGCCCGCCGCCGCCGCCAUGCCGUUCGAGGCGCGAGUGUCCCUGCUGCGGAAGUGCUGGUCGGAGCUGUUUGUGCUGGGUCUGUGUCGCUGGUCCGAGGCUCUGUCUUUGGGAUCCCUGCUGCCGGCGCUGGCGGCGCACCUGCGAGCCGAGCUCAGGGAAAGGAGCGAGCAGGGACACGGGGUUUCACAUGACGACGGAGGCGCAGAGAUAAGUAUCUCUGACUACUCGGACGAGCGCAUCUCGGAGGUGUGUUCGAUGCUGUGCCGCCUCCACCAGUUCGUGUGUCACAUGGAGCAGUUCCGCGUGUCUGACCGGGAGUACGCUCACCUGAGAGCUCUCUGUCUCUUCUCGCCCGACGGCGCCCCCGACUUCCUGAGUCAUAAGCUGCAUCAGCUCCAGUCGUCCGUGGUCCGCUCGCUCCGUGCCGCUUGCUCCUCGGACGACGAGCGCGCCGCCUGCCUCCUGCUGCAACUGCCGGUGCUGAGGACCUUCAGCGGCAGCUUCAUCGAGGACGUGUUCUUCGUGGGCUUCGUCGGUGACGUCAGCAUCGAUGACGUCAUACCCUGCCUGCUCAACGCCGAGCGGUAGGCUUUAGGCCUGCUCACGUUCAUUGUGUUAUAUGUUAUCAUUAUUGACCGACUUAAAAAAAGUAUGUUCUGUUUUUGACCAUAAUAUAAGUGUUCUCUUAUACAUUACCUAUUUUUGUAAAAUACCUAUUUGGUAUAUAAAGAAACUUUUUGAUAAAUAAUUAUCUGUUUGGAGUUGGUCACGAUAAUAUGAAGCUGACUUCAAGUUGUAUGGUGUGAGAGUAGAUACCAAUUUCAGUAUAGGAAUGAAUGAGUUACUUCGUUAUUGCCUUUUAUUGGUUGGUCAGAGAGAAAUAGAAUCUAAGCAAUGGAUUUUUUUCUAAUUUGUGUUAAAAAAUAUCUAAGAGCUGAGACGUAAUGCCAGUAAUAAUUUAGUGGCCUUAUAUGUAUUUUAACAUUAAAAAUUUGCCAAACUUACGGACGGGGUUCUAACUUAAAAUAUUAAUUGUGUGAUGGAAUUAUAUGCAUUCUAAAUUUAUUUUAUUAUAUACAUAAGAAAUAAUGGAGUAGGUGAUUAUUUUUGAUACUUGUUUAAGAUGUACUGAAUCUAUAUUUGUAUGAGAUAGUUGUGUAUUGAUGAAGCGCCGUCCACAUUAGUUAGUGACUACUUCCUUAAUGUUAUACUAAAAUUAUUAUGCCUUAAUAAAUCAUAAGACACUUG